Vombatus ursinus (common wombat) is the source of this 873-nucleotide messenger RNA. RefSeq names its product mitochondrial inner membrane protein MPV17 (gene MPV17). Gene Ontology annotation, cellular component: membrane; cytoplasm. Lineage: Eukaryota; Metazoa; Chordata; Mammalia; Diprotodontia; Vombatidae. The record is from RefSeq and is a predicted model, not a curated record. The coding region runs from base 159 to 641 and encodes 160 amino acids. The transcript is spliced from 8 exons.
CAGCAAGCACUGGCUGCUCACCCAUGGAAGGUACAGGUUCUCACUUCUGAUCAUAGACCAUAGAUCUAGGCCUGAUGAGAGUCCAUUGCAUUUAACUUCGUGAUUUUUAAAGCCAAGAAAAAUGAGGCCUAGAGGAAUUGAGUGACUUGUCAGAGGUCAUGCAGCUAGCAAGUGUCAGAGGGUCCCUGAUGGGGAUAGGUGACAUCAUCUCUCAGCAGCUGAUAGAGAAACGGGGUUUAGAGAAGUACGAAGUCCACAGGACCCUGACUAUGGCUUUUAUAGGCUGCAGCUUUGUGGGCCCUGUGGUAGGUGGCUGGUACAGGGUUUUGGACCGACUGAUCCCUGGCAACGCCAGGAUGGAUGCACUGAAGAAGAUGGUGGUGGACCAGGGGGCCUUUGCCCCAUGUUUUUUGGGGUGCUUGCUCCCACUGAUUGGUACACUUGAUGGACUGUCAGCCGAGGACAACUGGGCCAGACUGCGACGGGAUUACUCUGAUGCCCUCAUCACCAACUACUAUAUCUGGCCUCCUGUGCAGUUGGCCAACUUCUACCUUAUUCCCCUUAUCUACAGGUUGGCUUUUGUCCAGUGCAUUUCUGUUGUCUGGAACACCUACCUAUCCUGGAAGUCACAUCGGUCCUGAGUUGUCCUCUCCUCAUGUCCCCCCAUGUUGGAGCUAUAUCUCUUGACCCUGGGAUGGGUUCAGAUGUCUUCAGAGCACUCCCAGACAGUUUUUGGGAUGCCAAGCCACUGGACAGAAAGGACUUCUGGGAUGGGACACUGAAAUGAAUCAACCCCUCCUGUGAAAUGUAAAUAGUAUAACCUUGCAGGUAGUUUUAGAAAAUGAAAACUGAUGUAUUUUGCUUCUCUUGUUA